Messenger RNA from Giardia duodenalis, 423 nucleotides. RefSeq lists its product as uncharacterized. The transcript has a single exon. The coding region runs from base 1 to 423 and encodes 140 amino acids. The record is from RefSeq and is a predicted model, not a curated record. Lineage: Eukaryota; Fornicata; Diplomonadida; Hexamitidae.
AUGAGCUAUGAACCAGCCAACUACAAAACCGCCAUUCCAAAAGAUCUUCCGGCUCAGCGGGGCUUUCAGGACCAUAUAAAUGGCAUCUUUAAUUCUGCAAGCCAGUGUUUACUCACCCUAGCAAGUCUCAAGCUUGCAAAGGACUCUCAGGAUACAAGGCCCGGCGUGGUUGAUAAAAGCCUUCUUAAAACAGUCCAGUCUAACCUGGAUGUGCUACGCCGCCUGCUUGCGUGUAUAGCUGCGGUUGACCACACUACAUAUAUGAUGGCACGUAUCAUGGACGUGGCAACCAUGCUCUUGCAGAUUUCCAGUGAGCCUAUGUCGGAUCAGCAAGCCCGUAAGUUCAAUGAGUGCUCGUCUACACUAGCAGACUUCCUAGACAGAUCUAUACGUUACCUGAGUGAUCUAUUCAGUAUUCAUUAA